CUUAGUGUUAAAGAGACAGGAUGAAUCACUGUGUUCCAGAUUCCGAAAUGGAAGACGAUGAUUCAAUCCCUUCUUCUAGUUUAACUCGCUCUAAAAAGCCUUCCAUACCAGAGGAUGAAGUUAUGGAGCUGUUGUGGCAAAACGGUCAAGUUGUUAUGCAUAGUCAAAAUCAAAGAUCUACAAAACUAUCGCCGCCCUUCAAAUUCCAGGAUUCCAACCAAUCAGCUCCCAGAGAGAUCCGGUCUUCUUCAUAUCACCAUCAUCAUCAACAACAGCAGCAGCAGCAAUUGCUUACUGAAAAUCAUCUCUUCAUGCAAGAAGAUGAAAUGGCUUCAUGGCUUCACUAUCCUCUCGGCGACGCUAGCUUCGACCGCGAAUUCUGUGCUGACCUCCUCUAUCCUUCCUCCGCCGCGGCAGCCCCUUGCGUUACCUCAGUCACCGCUACUACCUCAUCCGCUCCACCUCCGCUCGGAACAGUUUCUCAAUUUUCAGCUUCGGCUUCUAGGCCCCCGGUACCGCCGUCGAGGAGGAAUGAGUUGGAGUCAUCGAGGAUCCAGAACUUCGUUCACUUCUCCACGAAUAAAGCGACGAGGGCGGAGCAAUCUGCACCGUCGAAUUUUAAGAGCGCUGUCAGAGAAUCAACGGUCGUUGAUUCCAGCGAUACUCCGACGAUGGCUCCCGAAUCAGGGGCCUCUUGGGCCAUGCCGAGCAACACUGAGGGGGCAUCUGGCGGGAACAACAACACUGACUGCGCCAACAUGAGCGUCGCCGCUGGAGUCAGCGGGAGUGCCAGCAAAGACAAUUUAGACUCGUUCGAGGUCACGGUGACAUCAUCCCCUGGCGGCUCAAGUGCCAGUGCUGAACCGACGGCUCAAAAGGCUGCACCGGCUGAGGACCGGAAGCGUCAAGGAAGAGAACUGGACGACGCCGAAUGUCACCGCGAGGAUUUUGAAUUUGAAUCCCCUGAGACAAAGAAACAAACGCGUGGAUCCACAUCAACAAAAAGGUCUCGUGCUGCAGAGGUCCAUAACCUUUCAGAAAGGAGACGCAGAGAUAGGAUAAAUGAAAAGAUGAGGGCUUUGCAAGAACUUAUACCUCGUUGCAACAAGUCCGACAAAGCCUCGAUGCUGGAUGAAGCUAUUGAGUACUUGAAGUCACUUCAGUUGCAAGUUCAGAUGAUGUCCAUGGGUUGUGGCAUGGUUCCAAUGAUGUUUCCUGGUGUUCAGCAGUACAUGCCAACAAUGGGAAUGGGGACUGGCAUGGGCAUGGAUAUAGGAAGGCCAAUGACGCCAUUUCCCAAUGUUUUGGCUGGCUCACCUUUACCAACGCCAGCUUCUGCUGCUCAUUUGGGUCCAAGGUUUCCAAUGCCAGCCUUUCAUAUGGCACCACCUGCUCCACCUACCGAUCCAUCGAGAAUCCAACCAAACAAUCAGUCAGACACCAUGUUAAAUCCGCUUAGCAUGCAAAACCCGAAUCAGCAGCUUUGUGUCCCAAAAUUUUCCGAUCCUUAUCAGCAGUAUUAUAUUGGUCUUCACCCGAUGCAAUUACCCUCUCCACAGAAUCAAACCAUGGCUCAGCCAAGUUCUAGUAGACCAGGCACCAGCAAGGGAGCAGAUAAUCUUGAGAAUCACCCAUCAGGUGACAUGGGAAGAUAGCACUAAAAAGUUUUACAAGUUAUGGGCAGCAUCAGCAACUCUGGGACUGCUGGCAGAAUGUAUUAUCUGAUAUGUGGUGGAGUGUUGGUUGCUUGUGUAUUUCUUUUUGACUU
Molecule: messenger RNA, 1768 nt
Organism: Hibiscus syriacus
Lineage: Eukaryota; Viridiplantae; Streptophyta; Magnoliopsida; Malvales; Malvaceae
Product: transcription factor PIF1-like
Exons: 8
Coding region: 21-1655 (544 amino acids)
Biological process (GO): regulation of DNA-templated transcription
Molecular function (GO): protein dimerization activity; DNA-binding transcription factor activity
Source: RefSeq, a predicted model, not a curated record